Molecule: messenger RNA, 1014 nt
Organism: Aspergillus japonicus CBS 114.51
Lineage: Eukaryota; Fungi; Ascomycota; Eurotiomycetes; Eurotiales; Aspergillaceae
Product: heterochromatin protein
Exons: 7
Coding region: 102-797 (231 amino acids)
Biological process (GO): chromatin organization; negative regulation of transcription by RNA polymerase II
Cellular component (GO): nucleus; pericentric heterochromatin
Molecular function (GO): chromatin binding
Source: RefSeq, a predicted model, not a curated record
AUCUGAGAAAGCCAUCUGAGUCGAUCUGACGUCGCAUCUCGACCGCCAAGCUGUUUUCACGACUCUUCAAUCUCGCCGCAUCACCUUUCCGAACAACAACAAUGCCUCCUCCGGUGACCGAUGUGUCCGAUGACGAGUCGACUGGCGAGUCUAUUCCUUACGAGGAGGCCCCCGCAUCCAAGAAGCAGGCAAAGAAGGCAGUUGACGAUAACGAGGAUGAUGAGGACGAGGAUGAAGAAGAAGAAGAAGAAGAAGAAGAAGAAGAAGAUGUUUACCACGUCGAGAAGAUCGUCAGUCAUGAAUGGGGAAAGAAGGGCGAACUGCUCCUGCAGGUGAAAUGGAAAGGAUAUGAUGACCCCGCCGACAUGACACUUGAACCGGAGGGAAAUCUCGAUGGUGCACAGGAGGCGGUCGACGAGUACUUCUCUAAAAUAGGUGGCCGUCCGGAGAAGCCUCAGACCAAGAAGCGCAAGUCAUUGGGAAGGCCUCCUAAAUCAGAAACCCCUGAAAAGACGCAGCCGAACAAGCGGAGAAAGUCUCGAGCAAACGAGUCACCGGAACCCCAACCGGAAGAAGAUAGUGACUCGAGCUCGUGGGUGCCCAAGGGUAAGAGCUGGGAGAAGGAGGUGGAUACCGUCGACACAAUCUUCCGCGACCCGAACACGUCGCAACUGCUUGCCAUUUUGAACUGGAAGAAUGGCAAAAAGUCCAAGGUCCUUAUUGAAACCUGCUACGAAAGAUGCCCCCGAAAAAUGCUUGAGUUCUAUGAGUCUCACUUGGUCUUCAAAGAAGGUUGAGAUACCAGGUGGAGUCUGUCGUCUUUCUUCCUCCCAGCAGAUUUGGGUGGAACAUCCAGACAUUCGCCUUUUUCUUCCCUUGGUAUCUUUCCUAAUGAUACGAUUAGUGGUGGCGAAGCCUUGACAACGAACCGUGCAUAUGGGUGUUCUGUCGGGGCUUUAUUGACCACCAUUUACAAAUGCUAUGACUGUAAGAUAAACCCUCUUUUGGGUAGUC